Molecule: messenger RNA, 5818 nt
Organism: Macrosteles quadrilineatus (aster leafhopper)
Lineage: Eukaryota; Metazoa; Arthropoda; Insecta; Hemiptera; Cicadellidae
Exons: 8
Coding region: 94-1404 (436 amino acids)
Source: RefSeq, a predicted model, not a curated record
GGCAGUCAGGGGACGGCUGCGGUAGGGGCACCAUGUUUUUGGAACUGGAAGUGAUGUGACUACAGGGGAGCACAUACCAGGCAUCUAAUAAAGAUGCCGAGGAAUCUAUCGUCGUCGGCGUUUAUGAAACCGUUCGUGGUGCUGGCAUUGCCGGGAAUGUAUUUGUUCUACAAGUACAGCCAGUACAAGCGCCAACAGCAAGAACAGAACCGACGACGAGUGACGGAGAGGGAGUUGGCCCACCUCAACCAUAAGAUUGACAAACUGUUGACGAAAUUGGAAGAGAAUGAACCCGAACUCGCAACAUCUCAGGAGGAUGAGUGUGUCAUCUGCGUCAACGCCAAAGCCACUAUGCAGACAUCGCCCUGUGGCCACCGCGUCGUCUGCCGCAAGUGCUUCGUCAAGACCAUCCAGAUGGCGGUGUCGCAGAGACUGUUGCCGCUGAGGUGUGUCAUCUGCCGGGCCAAGAUCUUGCGGCUGAAGCAGUCGUCCAGUCAGUCCUGGGUGUUGCCAUCAUCUGCGUCUGGGUACAGUGUGGGAGGCAAGACAUGGGUAGUUCCCUCCUCAGCCAGUCAGUACCACAUGGCUGUGCCCAACUCCGAGUCACUCUACUCCAUGGCCUCUGGCUCUUCAUCAUUAUCAGGUGUGUCUUCCGUAAGUUCUGCCACCAACUCCAGCAGUGGUAGCUCUGGUCAUGGUGACAAGUAUGACAAGUACCGUUAUCCUCGUCAACCCAUCUCCGGUUCAUUACGCAAGUCUCAGACACAAUCCAUGAAGUACCGGCUGCAGGAGUACAAGGAAGUCCCCCGGGGGGAACCACAGGAGAAGCCCAGGUUGCCUCCCAUCCAGGAGUUCCAGAGGGAAUACCGGGCUGGGAAGGAACGCUCCACCUCUACCAGGAUACGAUGCGCACAAAAAAUAGUAACUCAGUUGGAAACAACACCACUCGUGAGCAAUAACAAUAAAAACAAAACGUACUUCCGUUCUCCUCUCAAGCCCACAAACAAAGAGCCAGAGAGAAAGAAGCCUCCAAUAGUGAUCCAAAAACCAAAGGUAAAAGAGGAGAGGCAUAAGGAGGAGAAAACCAGUGACAAUAAGAAAAAUAAUGAAGAAAACAUUGAUAGGGACCCAACCACAUCAACAAGAGAUGACAAGAGUAAAAAGAUUGACAAAAAGGAAAAGAAAGAAGAGAAAAAAGAAAACAAAAAGGAAGUGAAGCAAGAGAAGCCAAAGGAGGAAAAGAAGGAACUGACCAAAGCCGAGAAAAAGGAAAUAAAGAAGGAAGCCAAGGCUGAAAAAAAGAAUGCAAAAAAGGAAGCUAAACUUGAAGCUAAGAAAGAGAAGAACGAGAAGAAAGAAAAGUCAGACAAAAAAGAAAAGAAAGAAGAAUCUGUUAAGAAAUAAUUUUUAGUAAUUUGUUUUAAGGUAAAAGUGACAAGCAGGUAAAAUUGUUAAGAAAGAAGGUUUUUGGUAACAGUAUUUUUUACAUGCUAUACUGAUGAAUGAACAGCAGAAUUACGAAUUUUUUAGGUCUAAAGAUUUCAAUUUAAUAAAUCUAUUUUACUGCUGAUAUUGCCAUAAUAUUUAUAUGUCUGUAUUGUCCAGUUGUUCCUUCUAAAGAGUUUUUAAAACUAGGAGUGUAGUCUGUAAAUUAGGUCCCAUCAAGCUUCCUCCACAACCAGGUAAGCUAGUUCCAAUCGGAGUGCAACUCCAUAUUGCUUACUUGACCCACUAUGAUUCUAGCCAUUUCCCACCCUAUGGGACGAGUAGUCUCUUCAUAGUUUUCUGAAACCCCAUAACAGGAAAAGAACACGCCGGCCAAUUAUUAAUCACGUUUUGUGAUUAAGUUUCUGUAGGAAGGGGGUCAAUCCAUGUUGAUUGCAUUUGCUAGUCUGACAAAUGUGUAGGCAGAAAAGUGUUUUGGCUUAGAAAAUAUGCAUAAAAGCUCGCAGAAGUGUCAGGAAGUGUGUGGAGUCAGUCCACGUUUUCCUCAAGAAGGUCGGUAGCAAAUGUCCAUCAGUUUAUAUCAAGACAGCUAUUGGAAUUUAGGCAACCUUGUUUGUUGAACGACAUGUUUCAGAAUUCCAGAGCAAGAUAAUCUUAUAGAGACUUCUAGUUAUUAGUUCGACAAUCUCUCUUGGUAAACCACCAUUUACAUGAAAAAUUCACUAGCUUCAGUCACUGCUUUAAACAAGAGUGAUGAAAGACAACAGUCGACUUUCGCUAUAGGUAACAUUGUGCUGAUUUCAAAGACCACCUACUGCACAUUUCUACGUUCAAACAUAAUACUUCAUUCAUGUCUGGCAACUGGAGAUAAAAGAUUUAAAAGUGGUUGAUGAAUGCUAUCACUAAUAUCUAAAUACAGAACGUGCUCUUUACUUGGCGGGAGCGUCAAUUUUCUUUAAAACCCUUUCAAAUAUCAUGACGAUAUUAUCAGGGUGAUAACCGGUUAGAAUAUAGUAGUUGAAUAAAGUAAUGGACGUGAAAGUGGCCUCAGUUGUGAACUAGCUCUAAUGGUUACAACAGGAGCUCAAAGGAGAUAUCUAAGUCUACAGACAACCCUCUUAAAACAAUUAUUUCUUUUGAACCUAAGACAAAUACCAUAGAAAUAAUGUUUGAGAUUGUAUUUUUCAUUGUAAUACAAGCUUAUAAUACAGCUCUGGAAUAUUUUACCUGCUUGUCACAGUUGAUUACAACGUUCCUUAUGAUCUGUUAUAAACUCGUGACAAAGUCUAUUUUUUGUAGUCUUUUAGUAAAGUGUGGCUGACAUAUCUUACAAUGAUAAGAAUUUGUUUUCAGGAUUGAAACGGAAAUAUUCGAUAUAUACAUUAUAAUUAUAUUAAUAACAUGCAAUCAAUUUAAAGUAAUAAUUAAUAGUCAAUUAACUUUUUAUCUUUUCACAUUUUCAUAAGAAGUUAACUUACAGUAUUGCAUUUUAAAAUAGUCAUUAGAAUGCCAAGUAUAGGGAUCGUGGGGUUGAAGGACUUAGGAAAGGCUGAUUACAAUAACAAGAUUAAAAAUACAUCGGAUAGAUACUCAAUGUUAAAAUAACAAGUAAGUUAAUGGUUUUUAAACAUAAAAAUUGUGUUUUUAACCAUCUUAAUAAGAAAUUAUACCGACCAAGUGAAUUAUAUAAGUAAGGCACCGGGGCUAUACAAAUUAUUGUUUUAUUGUAAUUUAUUAUUCUAGAUUGUCUAUAGAUUGACCUAAUCCUUGUCAAAAUUAGUAAAAACUUUAAAAACCUUUCCCAAUCUAAAGACAAUUUUAAAUUAAUAAUUCAUAGAAUUUAGUUGUGUUUUGCAUAACCUUUUCUCUAAAAAGAAACAAACAAAUUUAAGACUGUUAACAACCAAAGUCAUAUUUCUUAUAAAUAUGAGAUAUUUACUGAAUAAAGUAGAAUAGAUGUCCACCAAUUGACUCCGUAAAUACUCAUAAUUCUCCACAAUUCUAUUCAGCUGGGCAAAUAAUUAAGGUUUUACUUUUGCUUGUAUUAUAAAAAUUUGUAUUUAUUUAAAAAGUAUGUAAACAAAUAUAUUUAAAGAUGUUAUUUAAAAAUCCUUAUGUGAUGUGAAACACUGUAAGACGGUUUAAAAUGAAUAAUGGAAAACGUUUCCAUUAUUUAAACCAAUUUAACCAGUUUUUCAAACUUAGGUUUGAGAAAAAACAUCCUAUGACACUUUGGAAAAGAUUUGACAAUUCAUUAUGAAUAACGAAGGCAUAUGACUAAUUAAAUUUAAGUUAUGUCUUCUAGAUCACCUUGCCUCUUCAAAACAAUAAUCAUAGCACCAAACAAUUCAUGAGUCAAAUCUCCACCCUAAAUCUGGAUUUUUAAAAACUUACUCAACCUAUUCAUACACCUAUCCAUACGUUUUAUAGUCUCAGGGCACAUGUUACAUUGACUGAAAAAUUGUAAAAUUAUAUAAAUAAAACUCAGCAAUUUUCUAAAUGGAAACCAACCAAUAAUUGAGAAAUUUUGGAAAGUUUUGCUGACUUCUAUGAGGAAGUCGCCGAGGCCUUAGUCAGUUACAUCUGUUGUAAAUUAUAGUCUAGUCGCUAGUAUAAGCAACUCCGAAAUAUUUUGUAAUCUUUUGUAGGACGCUGUGUAGCGGUUAGUAGAAAAGAACACUAGUUGUAACUAAACAUGUCUGUUUCUUCUUUUAUAAAAUGCAAUCAUUUGUGUCAUUUAGGUUAGUUUUAAGGUGGAAGAGAAGUAUAACAGAGAUCUGAUACGCAAGCUGCUAUAUAACUGUGUUUACAUAAUUUUUCAGAGUUUUGUGACUGUUUCAAUUUAAUAUGGUAAAAUUAUAUCUGGGAGAUGCCUUAUGAGGAAAAGAUUCUCUGUAUUCUUCUACAAAGAAUUUUGUUGUUUAACCAUAUUUGUGUUGUUUAACCAUCAAAUUAUCCAUGAACGUUUUAGACUAAGUGAGUAUGGUAUAAUUAAUUUCUCCCUUCUGCUGACAAGAAUAUUUUAUCCAAGAUUUUUUUGUAUGGGGUCAUCAAAAAAGUGUUCAGGAUUUCAAUGUUUAUCUACUAAAACACAAACAAGACAUCAAUCUGAAGUUUUCAUCAAACAUUCAACAGAAACUGCUAUUCUUUAGGGAACCAUUGAUGACUUGCUAUAUUUGCAAUAUAUUAUGUAACAUACCAAUCUACUUACUGUAUGUUCUACUAAAAAGGUGAUGAUUCUUUUUUCUGUAAAAAUAUUUACUCGUAACAUUUCUUCAAAUAUCUGACAAGAAAUCGCACAAUACUGUUUAUUUGAGAAUUUGUUGACAUUUUGCUUGCUGCAAAGACAAUUUCUUAUUUUGAGCGGAAACAAGGAAUCUGGAGGAAACAAGCAAUAAGAGGAUAUCUUCCUACACUAAUCCUAACUUUGUACUUUAGUAUCGGUGUUUUAGAAUUUAAUACGAUUUUUAUAUGGCAGAUGGUAAACUCUAGCAUCUUAGCGGAGCAACACGUACAACUCUAAGAAUAGAUCUGAAGCUGAAACUAGAAGUGGAUGUUGAACAGUCUUCUGCAGUUAAGAUGCAGUCUUCUUCUUUGUUGGUUACUAGAGUAUCUUUUAGUAUAAUAUUUUUUUCUCUGUGAUAUAUUACUAGGGGUUUGUAAGAAGCUUGUUACACACAAAUAUUUAUAAGUAGUAAUUUUUUACUCCGAAGAAUGUUUUCCAUAAAUUAGUUUUGAUACUUCAAAAAUCUAAAACAUAUUUUUAGGUUCAUUAUUGUUUCUCUCUAAUAAUUGAUUGUUGGAGUGAUAUUGUUCCUAACAGUUGAAGGAAGAUAGUGGGGUAUCACAGAUUAAGGAUAGUCCCCUGCAUGUGCCAAAUUUUAGAACUUUGUUAAGUAGAGCUUUGAGAUCGGUGGUAGAUAGUUCCAUAAAGAAAUGUUAUAAAUUGAUUGGCCAAUCAUAGCAUCACAGUGUUCAAUUUAAAUGGGGAAGGAGGAUACAGUCUUUACCAAACAAAUAAUCAGAUUUCUCUGAAAAUGCUUCAUUUUAAACAUCUACUAAAUAUUAAAAUGUACACUCGAACAAAUCACAACUAGUGAUGAGAUUUUAUCAAAUGUGUGAUGCAAGGUGAUGAAACCCUCUUUUUUAAUUCACUUGAACACAUUUUUCCUAUGCAACUGAUGGUUAUAGUUCAGGUGUUUAGAAGUACAAAAUAAUGCAAAUAUAAAUCCUAUCUAAAUAUUGUAAUACAUCCAACUAAAAAUCUACCACCCAUUUCAAUGACACAAUAAUGCUAUGAAUAAAUGAGAUACUACAUACUGUAUUUACUGUAUAACUUUGUAGCAUAGGGUUGUAUUGAAUAUAUAAAUGA